Cydia amplana is the source of this 860-nucleotide messenger RNA. Its product is annotated as apolipoprotein D-like. Gene Ontology annotation, molecular function: pigment binding. Lineage: Eukaryota; Metazoa; Arthropoda; Insecta; Lepidoptera; Tortricidae. Gene Ontology annotation, biological process: response to reactive oxygen species; lipid metabolic process. The transcript has 6 exons. Gene Ontology annotation, cellular component: cytoplasm. The record is from RefSeq and is a predicted model, not a curated record. Bases 43 to 846 code for a protein of 267 amino acids.
ACGGUUCUGUAAGGUCGUAGAAUCGACAGUGUGAUCGUAAGAAUGAGGAUGUAUUGGGGAUUGUUGGUGGUGGCCCUGUGUGGUGGUGCGGCGGGUCAUACUAUGCACUUGGGGAAAUGUCCCGUGGUCGAGCCUAUGCCAGGAUUUGAAAUGAACAAGUUCCUCGGCGUGUGGUACGUCAUCCAGAAGACCUCCACCGGGUCCAGCUGCAUCACAUACAACUUCACCAGGACCUCGGAGCCCGGCACUUACGAGCUCGAGCAGGUCUCGCAGCAUCUCGUGUUGGGGCUUACGCCGCUGAAGCAUGACUACAGAUACACUGGCGUGCUGACCGUGCCCGACCCUGCGGUGCCAGCUCGGAUGAAAGUGCGCUUCCCACUUAGCGUGGCUGGCUCCGCGAGCUACGUGGUCCUCGCGACGGAUUACGAUACGUAUGCCGCCAUAUUUACAUGCCAAAGCAUCUUGUUCGGCCACCGACGGUCAGCCACCAUCCUCUCGCGUACCAAGGAGCUCGACAGGAUCUACGUUGAUAAGUUGCGCACCAAACUGUCCUCUUUCAACGUGAGCCCGUACGACUUGUCCAUCAUCUCGCAAUCCAACUGCCCAAAGCACGUCAACGGCACGACGGAAGGCGUCAACAUCAACAUCGAGCCCGACACAUUCUCGUCACAUAACAUCGGAGAAGCUGUUCGGAAGACUGGCGGCGUCAUAGCCGACGGCGUAGAAUACGUAGUAGAAGCCGGCAAGAAGGUGUACCACAAGGUGGCGAGCAGCAAGGAGGAUUUGACAGAGCCACCUGCCGGCGGGGCGAGGAACUAUGACGCCGACGCUGAGUGGAUGCCUUAAAGACGGGCUUAUAA